This is a messenger RNA of Pygocentrus nattereri (red-bellied piranha), 4387 nucleotides long. Its product is annotated as regulator of G protein signaling 9 binding protein. Lineage: Eukaryota; Metazoa; Chordata; Actinopteri; Characiformes; Serrasalmidae. Bases 967 to 1725 code for a protein of 252 amino acids. Gene Ontology annotation, cellular component: neuron projection. The transcript is spliced from 3 exons. The record is from RefSeq and is a predicted model, not a curated record. Gene Ontology annotation, biological process: G protein-coupled receptor signaling pathway.
AUCAGAUCAGAAAGCAAAUAAUUUCACAUCAUUUUACAGAUUUUAUUUGCUACAUGAAAAGAGAACUGUACGUUUUUCUGGCAUGUCAUUGUCCAUGGCACUGGACAAAAGAGGAAAAUUAAAUCAAUUCAAAUGAAUCUACUCACGUAGAAGAAACCUGAUGUAACUACCUUCACGAGUUUUAUCUGAAUACCACUGGUCUGGACUACUUUUCACUACACAUUAUAACUAAUAUCUCAUUAGUAUAACUGUUUAUUAAACAUCAUGUUUAUGAACAGGUAUGUUUUAUGAGGCAGGCAGAUGCUAUCAAUUGAUGCAUUUUAGGAGACUUAUAGGAGAUAUGAGAUGACAUCACCCUUGAGCUGGACAUACCAGUGUACCAGCAAUAGUAGCAAAGAAAAGACCCCCACCCUGCUGCAUUUUACUCAAAAUAGAGAGAGAAAGGGGGAAAGAGGGAGAAAGGGAGAGUGGAAUAGGCAGGCAUUGAUAGAGGGGGUUGUUUAUGGAACUGAGGAGGUGGUGUGUUCUCAUGUUCCAGCAUCGCUUUAAAUCUCAGCAGCAGAUAAUGAGCUUAGCCACCCUAGCUGGCCUAUGUCAGGACACAGGGGGCAACUGCUGGAUUAAUACAACCCUGCUCGCGACUUAGCCACUGCAAUCCCUCUUCCUUUUCUCCUCCUUUUCUGUUGAGCUGUUUGGACACUUUUUUGUCAUUUUUUUAAAAACUUUUUUCCACACAGGAAUUCUGGAUGAUAUUUUCUUUUUUAAGUGGUUUUCAGUACCAUGAACUUCAAGCAGCAUCUUUUUGCUAGUUAAGUUCGGGAUGAUAAGGACGACUAUGGUCCUACCUGGCCUCCAAAAAAGCAGGAGGAGGUGAAGCCGGAAAGUUGAAUUCAAGCUGGGUGAGACUUUCACCUUUUCACAUAGCAGGACGGGGGUACGACCCUGUCCACCGGAACAAAUAGUCUCAUGCCACUCUCUAAUGCGAAGGUUGCUGAUGGAACGUCUGCACAUCCCCUGCAAGAGGGACAAACCAUGGUGGACUCCCUCACAAAGGUGGUGGCAUGUUACCGGCACCUGGCUUCCUGCAUCGGCAGCUCUACGGACAGUGCAAGUCUGCGGCAGGAGCUCCGUCAAACCAGAGAGCGAGCUCAGAAACUCGCACUGUCCUGCCGCAACCAUCUAACUGCGCGACUCCGGGACAAAGCUCUGUCUGAGGAGGACAGGAAAGAGACAGAGCUGCAGUGGGUGGCCUUCUCCUCCUGCCUGGAGCUCUUUCAUGCAGACAUGUGCAAGGUCUACCACAUCGGCAACUGUUUCUCAGUGGCCAAAAACAGUGCUAUGGUGCAGACCGGCAUGCAGGGAGGUGCCACAGAAGUAGCAGCCCGUGCCCUGAGCAUGCCUGACCUGCAAGAGCACAGUGACGUACAGACAGCCAGCAUGGAGGGCCUGGACCAGAGCCAGCUGGAGCAGGAGAUUGCGCAAGUGGACUGCACUCUGGAGGACAUGGAGAUGAAGGUCAACGUGCUGCGCUGGACAGUGGAAGCAAGAGGACCUCAGUAUGCUGAUCCAGUUAGUGCUGACAGUGCGUCACUAGCUCUCCUGUCUGUUGAUGAAGACGUGUCUGGGAGCUUUUGUGACCGCAGCCAGAUGUUUGUGGUGCUUCUGCUGUGUGGCGUGGCCGUCGUUGCUGUGGUGCUCUCUGUGUGUGUGGUUUUCCUGGCCUGAAAUGCAGCCUUGAUGUGGCUUUCAAAUGCACCAUGUGCUUCACGUGUAUUGCUUGGAGAGGAUGGUGACGCCUCUUUCGAAGCCUCCAAAAAAGUGACCUCAGAGAAUUGUUUCUUUAAGGAGAUGGUCAGUGACAGCAGUUUUCGCGGUGGAGAAAAGCUCAAGUUUAUUAUCUCAUCACAGCAAUUUGGCUUCUCUUGCCCUCACUAUUUUUUUUGUUUUAUCUAACAAAUAUUAGCAUGACGGAGAGUUUACAUUUGAAAAGUUUAGCACUGACCCUGACCCUGGACAGCAUAUUUCUGAUAUAUUUUCCUAGUAUGAGGUCCAAUGUCUCUUGUCUCUUGAUCCAAGGUUAAUGCGUAAUUGGUUUGAGGAAAUGAAUAGUUAACAUACAACUUAAAUAUUGUUACACUAUAUGGCCAAACAGUAAGUGAACACCAUUCCUAAUUAAUUCAGGUGUUUCAGUCAAACAUAUUGCUGACAGGUUUAAAAUCAAGCACAUAGCCAUGCAUACUCUACAGACUAACACUAAGAGCAUAGUGGGUCAUUCUGAAGAGCUCAGUGACUUUAAAUGUGAUUUUGUCAUAAGAUGCUAACUGUGCCACAAGACAGUUUGUAAACUUCCUGCUAGAUCUGCCCCAUUCAUCUGUAAGUGCUUUUAUUAAGUCCUGCUCAGAGCCCUGAUCUUGAUUACACUCAAAACCUUUGGGAAUUGAAAGAUAAAUUGUGAGCCAGGCCUUCUCGCCCAACAUCAGUGCCUGACCUCACAAAUGCUCUUUCGAAUGGGUACAACAUCCACAGGCAGACUGCAAAAUCACGUGGAAAGCUUUUUCAGAGGAGUGAAGGCUGUUGUACAUGCAAAGAGGUGGCAGCUUCAUAUUAAUGCCUAUAGUUUUGGAUUGGGAUGUCAAACAUGCUCGGCCUAGAAGCAUGCUGCCCAGAUGUACACAUACUUUUGGCCAUGUAGAGUACAUUACAAAUACGCAGUAGGGAUUAUGUCCAGAAGGAGGUGGUAGACAGCAGCAGCUCAGAGCCAGUAAAUAUAUACUUAACUAUAUACUGGUGAAAGCUGGUCAAGAUGCCAUUUUUUGGUUAAUGAAUAUGAGACCGCUGGUUGAUAAUGUAUACAGUUUUUGAGGAUAUUGUUUGGACUAAUUAAACUUUUUUUCUAGUGAUGGUCAAAAGGCAUCUUUGGAUGACUUUUACAAGAACACUACUAGAUAAUACAUCAGCACACCCUCUAUGGUUCCCUUAUUACUGCAUGCCACUUUGUGGUUUUGCCAGGAGGGAAACCCUGUAAACCUCAGUUGCCGUGAACAAUGAAAACUGUAGCGCUCAUUUCUGCAACAAGAGAAACUAGCUAGUCGCUAGUGAGUCUAGUAUGCAUUUUUUGGUGUUUGCAAGUUUUGAAAUAGAGCAGAGAGUCAACAUUCAGCAAGAAAAUGAGAGAUUGAAAAGCUUCAAAUAGGAGGAAUCUGGCAAGAUUUAUCCAUAAUCUAGCAUAAAUGGUAGAGUUGAGUCUUAUAGGUUACUAUGGCCUUCAAUAAGAUGAUUCAAACUGCUGAAUUUUCCAUCAUUAAGCACUCAUAAACAUUUUCAAGCUUACACUCGAGCACAAACCAUGGAAAAGCAAUCAUACUUUUGUAUACUGUGAUGUUUUAUUAUUCAUCUACAACAGAGUGUGCUCAUGUAUUUACUGCAAAUACUGUAUAAUAAAAAUUGUACAUUUUCCUUUAUUUCCUUAAUUACAUACCUUGAAAGCAAUAAUAGAUGUGCACCCACCCACCUAAACCUCCGACACCUCCCUCUAUUUCAUAGUCUUUAUUCUUGCAUAUGUGAAAAUAAACAAAUUAAUAAACAAAAUAUCCAGAACAAACACUGACAUGCUCUCUUUUAAAGCUGCUGAAAUAUCUGAAAUGAUAAGUAUAUGAUGAGCUCUCUACAUGUUAAACACAUAUUGCACCUAAUUUGGACCCAGAUGGAAAAAAAAUUGGACAUAUAGUUUUAUAUUUUUGAAUUGCAUUUGAAAUAAAUUGCAAUCUAUGCCGACAUACAUUCCAAAUAUUAAAACCUAUUUCAAAAUGUAUUGCCAUAUUAACCAAAUAUAUGUUAAAAAGACAUUUAUUUUAAAACGUGUGGGGAAAUAUUUCACCCAGAAAUGUACCACUGAAAAAUAAAUGUAUGUAAAUGGAUUCAAUGGAUUCAAAAAUACACAGGAAAAUGUGUGAAAAUAGCCAAAGUAUUUGUCUAAUGCACUCUAAUACUGUUUGUAUACCUUUUGAAAUACAUUUUAUUCCAGUAUCUUAAUUUGCUAGUUAUUAAUACACUGUGAAAAUGCAGUUACGAUUUGAUAUCUUUAUUUUAAAUAUAUUUUGUGCUGUGUUACUGCAUACAUACAUGGUUAAUGCAAAGUACAAUGCAAAACACAGAAGUCAGUACUGUUCACGGAGUUCAUGUAUAUUCAGUUAUAUCUGCAACUUUUGUUAAAACUACACACAAAAUAUGACAACAAAUAUAAAUAUGGAUAUUUAAAAAUACAUAUUUAACAAAAAUAUUUAGCAAACAUCUGUUUGAAAAGUGCAUUUGGAAUAUACACUCACCGGUCACUUUAUUAGGUUCAAUUGCUUGUUAACACAAAUAGCUAAUCAGCCAGUCAGGUCAU